Messenger RNA from Rhagoletis zephyria (snowberry fruit fly), 1740 nucleotides. RefSeq lists its product as uncharacterized. The record is from RefSeq and is a predicted model, not a curated record. NCBI's taxonomy places the organism in Eukaryota, Metazoa, Arthropoda, Insecta, Diptera, Tephritidae.
GAAAGAUACGGCAGCACCCUAACUGCGAUGUGCCACCCUGUGACAGCAAAUGAUAGGUUUUCUUGAGUAUGUUUUUGACAAUACGUUUUCUUUCCUUUCUGCCUUUACUUCUUACAAGGAGCGUGAGAAAUUUUACAUUAUUUAAUAAAAUCCAGAUAGAUCCCUGAAAAUACUAAAGUAAGUACUAUUGUAAUAUCUGUAAAGCACUUGUAACUAAUGAAUAAAUAUAAACACCAGUUAUUUCAAACAUCUCAAUACAUAAACGAGUGUUUUGGAAAUUUGGGCGUGGGAUCGCUGGCUUCCGCAACAACUUUGAAAUAAUUUAACAUUUCCCAAUUUGCAAAAUGCCCGAUGCUGGAAUGUCAGAAGGUCAUAGCUGUAAGAGUUGCUCAAAGGCAGACAAUUCGCAAAUGGUUUGCUGUGAUGUAUGCGAUCAAUGGUAUCACUUUCGAUGUGCUGGCGUUACGGCCUCCAUCGAAAACGUGGACUGGCGCUGUUCAGAUUGCUCUACAUCUUCACGCAGUACGACGACUGGGGCGGAAAAACAAAAGGCUGGCGCUGGUGUUGCCCUCCCUAACCAGGCGACUGAAGGCAAGCAGGGUCGGCAAAUUACGGUCAGCCAUGAGGAAGGCGCUGCCUGCGCACUCACGCCACAAGAGGCGACCCAUCCAUCACCUACAGCCGCAACCGGACAAGGUGGUACGUCGAGUCGGAGUAGUCCUGGCAGUAAAUCGGCACGAGCCCGACGGCUCCGUGCAGAAGCAUCACUAAUCGAAGAAGAGGAGCGGAUCCUGCGUCAAAGGGAAGCUCUACUUGAUCGGCGUAAAAAGCUUCUGCAACAAGUAGAAACCGAAGACGAAUGUUCAGACCUAGAUGAAGGUUUGGACACUAUCGCAGUUCAAAAGUGGUUGAAUGGCACUGGGCACACCUUGCCCACCUCAGGGCCACCGAAUAAAGGUGAAGGCAUCCGGCACCGUGACCAUGGCGGUAUUUCUGCCACUCCUCUGCGGCCAAAUGAGUCACCAGCUGACAACAAUAUGCAAAACCAAAUCACUUCGUUGCAAGAGAAGUUCUCUACUCUUGAACAGCAGGUGCAAACACAUGCCGGGCCCGCAGUCGGUAUGACUUGGCUACCGAAAUUGGCACCCGAGCGUGUGCCAGCGCCAACAGAGUCUCAACCACAACUGGCAGGGCAGACUUUGUCACGGCCACCCGAUCAACGCUGCCUAACCAAAAAUCAAAUUGCUGCGCGCAAUGGUGUUUGUAAAGAGCUGCCUAAGUUCAACGGGAAACCUGAAGAAUGGCCCCUGUUUCUGGCCACAUAUCAACAGACCACCGAACUAUGUGGAUUUUCGGAGGGUGAAAACUUAUUGCGCUUACGUCAGGCGUUAGAAGGAGCGGCACGGAACGCAGUAAGAAAAUUGCUCUUACACGCGACCUGCGUCCCACAAAUACUCGACACACUACGAAUGAAAUUCGGACGUCCCGAACUUAUUAUUGCCGUGCUCCUGGCACGAAUUCGAGAAAUACCAGCAGUAAAAGAAAACCGCCUUGAGGCUCUCGUAGAUUUGGCUUUGGAGGUGCAAAACAUCUGCGCAACAAUGAAAGCUUCAAACAUGGUCUGCCACCUUAACAAUCCCGAGUUGGAACAAGAGUUGGUUGGCAAGCUGCCAGGAUUGCUCGCCGCCUUUUGGGGCAUGCACAAAUUGCAGUUGACUUCCUCAAAUCUCGAAAGUUUCG